Messenger RNA from Asparagus officinalis (garden asparagus), 1874 nucleotides. RefSeq names its product ubiquitin carboxyl-terminal hydrolase 3-like. Gene Ontology annotation, biological process: protein deubiquitination; ubiquitin-dependent protein catabolic process. The transcript is spliced from 9 exons. Gene Ontology annotation, molecular function: cysteine-type deubiquitinase activity. Lineage: Eukaryota; Viridiplantae; Streptophyta; Magnoliopsida; Asparagales; Asparagaceae. Gene Ontology annotation, cellular component: cytoplasm. Bases 93 to 800 code for a protein of 235 amino acids. The record is from RefSeq and is a predicted model, not a curated record.
CACACAAGGUUAGGUCGCUGGUCUAUAAAUACUAGCCCUCCGCCGCUUUCCCUCCUCAUUCUCCAAAAUUACCGAUCGAGAUUAACAAACAAAUGGCGGAACCCUCCAAAAAGCGAUGGAUUCCUCUCGAAGCGAACCCCGACGUCAUGAAUCAGUUCAUUUGGGGCCUCGGAGUUCCCGAGGACCAAGUGGAGUUAAACGAUGUAUACGGAUUGGAUGAUGAGAUGUUAGAGAUGGUUCCUAAGCCCGUGCUUGCUGUGAUUUUUCUUUAUCCCUACACUUUUCAGAAAGAAUUGGAGAAAAGAGUUGAGCAGCAGCAGGUUUCGGAGGCUGCUGAGUUGAAGGAACAAAGUAAAAAUGUGUACUUCACAAAACAAACAGUGGGUAAUGCUUGUGGAACUGUUAGCAUUCUUCAUGCUAUAGGAAAUGCUACAUCAGAAAUCAAGUUGGUUGAAGGAUCAUACUUCGACAGGUUUUUUAAGACUACAGCCAGCAUGGAUCCUACUGAGCGGGCUGCCUUCCUUGAAAAAGAUGGAGAAAUGGAGGAUGCUCAUGCUGUAGCAGCUAUUGCUGGGGAUACUGAGGCCUCUACAGACGUGGAUCAAAAUUAUAUUUGUUUCACAUGUGUUGAUGGAGAACUUUAUCAACUUGAUGGGGCGAAGACUCGACCAAUAUCACAUGGUCCUUCAUCACCUAGCAGCUUAUUGCAGGAUGCAGUUAAAGUCAUAAAAGUGAUGAUUGAGAACAAUCCAGAUUCCAUGAACUUCAUUGUAAUGGCACUUUCGAAGAAAGCAAUGUGAAGUGCGCGAGGACCGACUCCAUUGCGAGCCUCUUCCAAGUGUUGAUGUUUUAUGGUGUUUUAGCCGUUGAAAGUGUUGGGCCUUCGUGCCAGCAGUUGAACAUUUUCUUAUAUAUAUAUAUAUUAUAUAUAUAUAAAGAAAAGAUUGUAGCUUUAUUACUGGCUGAUGUCUAUAACGAACUGGCUUUGCUAGCAUCAAUCCCAGAAUGCCCAAACUCAAGGCUCGAAGAAAAGGAUGAAAGUAAGAUGCUUGAAAAUGGAGUGCCGAUUCAAGCAUGGAUGUGGGCAAAGCACACGGGUGCGAUGUAGGCUUACUAACCUAAGGCGGGCCAAGAUGGGCCUGCUGUCCAGGGUUUGAAUCCUUGGGUGUGAGAAGAACUUGACUUAGGGGGUAAUUUGGGGAGUUUAGUUUGUAUCAGAACGAUACGUCAUGCACGGUGCGGGGCAAUCUGAACCAAAGAGUGCGUUAGCGUUGCAAUAGAAUUUGUACUCGAGUUUGGGUAAUCUGAACCAAAGGGAGCUGGAAAUCUAUCAAUUGAUUGACUUGCACGACGACCCGAUGCUGCAUGCCCUGCAUGGUUUCACGCAUAGGCAUGUACAUUAUGUUCAAGUUCACAAAUAUUAGUAUUGCAAUUGGACUUUUUGAGGGUAUAUGAUCGUUGCUCCAAUUACUAGACAUACGUGCUACUGGCUUUGGCUCGGGGGUUGGUACCAGCCAAAGACCUCGUCGUAUUGUAGAAGAUAAAAGUUUUCAAGCGUGCCUGUUAAGAUUUUUGGAGAAGGCGUUAAGUAUCUGGAGCUGGAAAACAGUUAGUUUUUCGUGUUUGCUGGUGUGGAGCCACAACUGCAACGUGACCACUGUCGCCUCCGGAGUCUGUUACUCGCCGUGCGGUGGCAGUUAGAUGCUGGUGCAAAUCAUGCCAACACCGUCGAUUUCGUAGGUGAUUUGAUUUCAAUAAUUGUAGUGCCACGGUGACAUUGAUUACAGAGAAAUUAGGUACUAAAAUUUUCAGACCAUCAACAUCCUGAUUGGGCAUCAGGAUUAUAUCGAUCCCAACACAUCCCAUUCUUUUCA